UCUUAUCCUCAUGCAAUGCAAGUCAGCUUUAUGGUUAGUUGAUUUUAUGAUUUAGAGUAGAAGUUCGUUCGUGGCUUGCGUGCUAUUUAAAUAGUUAUAAAAAAUUAAAAAAUAUAUAUUAUAAGUUAAAAACACUUAUAGUUAACAUAUAUUAAUAGUUAAAUUUAUUUUUUAACAUAUAAAAAUUAGAUUUGGUUUUGUAUAUUUGUGAAGUGAUAUAUCACAUAUUAAUUUAUCUUGUUAAUUUUUUUAAAAAAAAAUUAUGAUCACCUAAGUUACAUACAAACAACUGGACAUCGCUAUGGAGUUUAGAAUAUUUUUCCUUGGUCUAUCUAUCUAUAAUAACUAAACUACUCGACUCAUCACUAGCACAACACCACAAACCAAGAUGAGUAACAACAGCAUGGCUACUUCCACCAUCCUGCUCUUCCUCCUCGCCGUCGGCGGCCUCGCCGCCGCCCACGGCGACACCAUCCGUCUCCCCAGCGAAGGCGACGCACCACCGCAGCCCGCCAAACCCUGGGACUGCUGCGACGAUAUCGAGAUGUCCCCGCUAAAGAUCUUCCCGCCGCUUUACCGCUGCAACGACGAGGUCAAGCAGUGCUCGGCCGCCUGCAAGGAGUGCGUGGCGGCGCCGGCGGCCGGAGACUCCCCCUGCGGCGGCGGCGCCGCCCUCGUCUGCCGCGACUGGUACUCGACGGAGGACCCCGGCAAGCCGUGCACGCCGGAGCGGGAAUGGCCGGAGCGGACGACGAAGAAGAGGCCGUGGAAGUGCUGCGACAACAUCCGGCGGCUGCCGCCGAGGAUCCACCCGCCGUUCUGGCGCUGCGACGACGAGCUCAAGCCCGGCCAGUGCUUCGCCGCGUGCAAGGCUUGCCGGGAGGCGCCGGGGCCAUUCCCGGGGCCGCUCAUCUGCGACGACGUCUACUGGGGCGCCGACCCGGGUCCCUUCUGCACGCCGCGGCCGUGGGGGGAUUGCUGCGACAACACCACCUGCACCAAGUCGAUCCCUCCAAUCUGCAGCUGCGGCGACAAGGUGGCGGCAUGCGACGGCGCGUGCAAGGAUUGCCAGCCGGUGGCGUCGUCGUCGGAGCCGCCUCGCUUCGUCUGCAAGGAUCAGUUCACCGGACAGCCAGGGCCCAAGUGCACACCAUGCACUCAGAACUGAUCCUUGCAGAUAUGAUCGAUGUCCGUCAAUAACUCCAGACCAAGCAGAAGUACUUGAUCGUUCGUUCGAUCAUCCAGAGUUGCUAUAGUCUAUAUUCUCUCUGGUUUCAUUUUAAUUGACGUUUUGAACAAUGAUACGGUCUACAAGAUAUAUCUUUAACCUUAUUUUUCUAAUAUAAUAUAUAUAAUAAAUAAAUGUAUGUUUACUUUUAGGGGCAAUUGCAAAUUUACCACUACUUUGAAUCGUUAUUGCAAAAAUGUCACUAGAAAAUUGCAAAAAUACCAUUAGAACUAUUAUUCGAGUGGCAUCCUUGCAAUAUUGAAAAAACCGGUGGCAAAUUUAUAAAUGCCCCUUACUUUUAUUAUAGUGCUUUAAGCGAUAAAUCUAUAUAUGUUGUUCUAGUUUCUUUAAACUAAAUAUUUUUAAAGUUAUUGAUGGUCAAAGUUAUAAGAGUUUGACCUUAACCUUGUCUAAAACGUCAAUUAAUAUGGAACCGGAGGGAGUAGCUAAGUAGCUCCAUUCAGAGCUCAUGCAGUCGAGACAUGAUUAUCUGUUUGUGAAUCUUGAUUUGCUUGCUCGUUUGAUCCGUGUGUGUAUUUAUAUAUCUGUGUUUAUUCGCUCGUGUGAUCUAUAUGCAUGUUGAGUUGUCCUCAUAAUUCAUAAAUACUACUCUCUCCUAUUUCAUUUUAA
Molecule: messenger RNA, 1858 nt
Organism: Oryza sativa Japonica Group (Japanese rice)
Lineage: Eukaryota; Viridiplantae; Streptophyta; Magnoliopsida; Poales; Poaceae
Product: Bowman-Birk type bran trypsin inhibitor-like
Cellular component (GO): extracellular region
Molecular function (GO): serine-type endopeptidase inhibitor activity
Source: RefSeq, a predicted model, not a curated record